AUGUCUUUACACUAUUUAAUAACAAACAAUAAUAAGAAUAUGCAAAAAUAGAUUGAGUUUAAAAAUUUUAUAGUCAAAAAUUAGGCAUUCAGUAUAAAAAAAAGACCUUAAAAACUUUAAAUUCGAAAUACUAGAUAAAUUACAUUUGGUUCAACAAAUGAUAGAGAAAUUCAUCAUUAAAAAUUGCCAAGUCUUUCUCCUUAUGAUGUUAACUAUUAAUAGGUAGAUAAACACUAAAGAAUAGUUUAAAUAAAAUAAGAUAGACAAUCUUCAUAAUAAUUUACUCAAGAAAGUACCCCAACUCCUUCUAGUAGAAAUGAAACAGAUAUCAGAUAAAGAAAAAGAAGUCUUAAUUUAAAUGAAAUAAAAGUUAGAAUUCCAAAGAUUAAUUUAAAAAUGCCUUCAAAUUAUUUUGAUUUUGAAAUACAAUAGCCUAUGAGUUCAAAAUAAGUGUAUCAUUUAUUUGACAUUUUAAAGUAAUAUUAUCAAUAUUUUUAGAGAAAAAUACCAAAUAAAAAUUACAAAGGAAGUAUGA
This is a messenger RNA of Paramecium sonneborni, 535 nucleotides long. The record is from the annotation of a GenBank genome assembly. NCBI's taxonomy places the organism in Eukaryota, Ciliophora, Oligohymenophorea, Peniculida, Parameciidae.